AUGCCAUCACAAAAUCAAAGUGAAGGUCUUUCUGACAUUCAUUCAACAAAAAGUGGCGAUGAAAAUAUGAAGAACACUGAAGAUAAAAGAUCACAUGAAGAAUAUCUUGUGUCUGUUUUGGAUAAUCAUUUAAAAGGAUUUGAAGAUAUUUUCGAAAACAUCCAAUCACGCAUAGAUGAGCUUGUCGAAGAAUAUCCAAACAGUGAAGCUAUUCAUAACAAAGUAAACGAAUGGGUUUCAUUGAUGGAAAAAUUAAACCAUCAAGCAAAAAAGCACAAGAAAGUUAAUAUUGAUUCAAAUACGAUGGAAACACCAUCAAGAUUUCUAAAUUUGAGCCAAAAUGAAGACACUGAAAAUCAAAUCAUUUCAACUCCAUUAAUUAUAAAACGCAAUGAUGAUGAUGAUGCAAAACGCAAUGAGGAUAACACAGCUGUAGUCCAGUCCUCCAAUCCAGAAAAAAACAGUAACAAUGACCCUGCAUCUAUUCUGCAAACACACAUGGAAAAACCUUCAAUGGAACAAUCAUCAUUUAGCGAAGAAACUCCAUCAUUAAUGUUGGAGAUGAUCAAAAGGACAGAUGAAGAAGAAAAAAAAUCAAAUCAAAAGAAAAUUCAGGAUAAUGAGGUACCAUCCUUUGAUUUGAAAAUUUCUCAGUUGUCUUCAAAUGUUGAUGAAAGUGAAGUUGAAGUUGAUGCUACUCCUCACGCUGCACAAACCGAAAUUCAAGCGGAAUCUGAAAAUAGAUCAAUCGAAAAAGAUGUUCAAAUUACUGGAAUACAAACAAUGUUUGAGAAAAUUGAAGAACAGGAUAAUACUGAAAAGCAAAUCAGUGAUCUAAUUCAAAACACAUCAUUCCUCAACCCACAAGAAGAUCCGUAUAAAACACCUGCAAAAUCAGUUCAUCAAGAACAAACAACAACAGAUAUAAGCAAAACAGAAGAAAUAAUAACAAAGAUGGUACGACCUGAUCGAGAGAAAAAUAUACCAGAAGUAUUUUGUUCACCAUACUAUCUAAGACAAGUAGCAAUGAAGGAAGCAAGAACGGCACACGAAAACAACAUAUCGGGAUACGCUUUCCAUGUAGAAGGAGAAAUGAUGUAA
Messenger RNA from Helianthus annuus (common sunflower), 1101 nucleotides. RefSeq lists its product as uncharacterized. The coding region runs from base 1 to 1101 and encodes 366 amino acids. The transcript has a single exon. The record is from RefSeq and is a predicted model, not a curated record. NCBI's taxonomy places the organism in Eukaryota, Viridiplantae, Streptophyta, Magnoliopsida, Asterales, Asteraceae.